AGGACAUAUAUACACUAGAAUAUCGAUAGCCGGCAUUGCAUUGAUGACACGCACUUAAAGGGACAUCCAUUUGAGUGUGAAAGGAAGAAGAAGAGGAAGAGAAGAGGAACAAAUAAUUACAUGGGCACGAGUGAAGAAAGCGAAAGUGAAAGCAGCCGAGAGGGUAAGAUAUUUGAUCUCCUACAAAUGAGAGAGCAAAUGCUGAAGAUGGAUCACAAGGAAAAAAAUAUACCUGAUCGAGCAGAUGGAGGUCUUCAUUUCAUUCAUUUGCUUCUCCUAUCUGCAACUUCAGUAAACGAAAACAACAUCAGUGCAGCCGUGGAGAGCCUCUGUGAAUUAUACCAGAAUGUGUACCUGACAGGCGAUUCGGUCCAGAGGGUUGCUGCUUAUUUUGCUGAUGGACUUGUGGCGAGGCUCCUCACGCAAAAGUCACCCUUCUACGACAUGAUCAUGAAGACUCCUACGCCGGAUGAGCAGUUCUUGGCAUUCACACAACUCUACAAGGUGUCACCGCUGUAUCAGUUUGCUCAUUUCACUGCAAAUCAAGCAAUUCUUGAAGCAUUUCAGAAAGAGGAGAACACCAACAACAGCGCUUUGCAUGUAAUUGAUUUCAACAUUUCUUAUGGUUUCCAGUGGCCUUCUCUAAUGCAAUCUCUCUCAGAAAAUGCCACUGCUACAAAUCGGACUUGGUUAAAGAUCACAGGGUUUGGCAGGAGCUCGGAGGAACUUAAAGAAACUGAAUCUAGACUUGUGAGCUUUGCAAAAGGCUUUCGCAAUCUAGUCUUCGAGUUUCAGGGAUUGGUGAUGGGAUCUGAGCUAGUAAUUCCAAAGAAAAAGAAGAAUGAAACAAUUGCUGUCAAUUUAGUAUUCCAUCUAAAUUCAUUACAUACUCUUUCCAAUAUCUCAGACACCUUAAAGUUCGUCUAUUCUCUGAGUCCUGCUAUCGUAGUUCUGGUAGAGCAAGAAGGCAGCAGAAGCGCCCACAAGUUCUUACCAAGAUUCAUGGAGUCGCUGCACUAUUUCGCAGCUAUAUUUGAUUCACUGGAUGAUUGCCUCCCACUUGACAGCACUGAGAGGUUAUGCAUUGAGAAGAAUCAUCUGGGAAAAGAAAUAAACAGUGUGGUAAAUUAUGACACAGACAACAACAAGAGCCUCAGAUUUGAGAAGAUGGAAACAUGGAAAGAGAAAAUGGAAAAUCAUGGUUUUUUGGGGUUAAGACAAAGUUCCAAAUCAAUUAUGCAGGCAAAAUUGCUGCUGAAAAUCAGAAGCCAUUGCUCUGCGGUAGGAUUAGGCGAAAACAGUGGGUUUCAAAUUUCUGAAAGAGAUGAUGGGAAGGCUAUUUCUCUAGGCUGGCAAGAAAGGCUUCUGGUAACAGCAUCCUCUUGGUGCUCUAAUUUACUAUGA
Messenger RNA from Andrographis paniculata, 1404 nucleotides. Its product is annotated as GRAS family protein RAM1-like. The record is from RefSeq and is a predicted model, not a curated record. Gene Ontology annotation, molecular function: DNA-binding transcription factor activity; sequence-specific DNA binding. Bases 121 to 1404 code for a protein of 427 amino acids. Lineage: Eukaryota; Viridiplantae; Streptophyta; Magnoliopsida; Lamiales; Acanthaceae. Gene Ontology annotation, biological process: regulation of DNA-templated transcription. Gene Ontology annotation, cellular component: nucleus. The transcript is spliced from 2 exons.